UGCUCAUCAAUGCCACCUGUCAGUGCCCAUCAGUGCCACCUAUCAGUGCCAGUCAGUGCCGCCGAUCAGUGCCAGUCAGUGCCACCUAUCAGUGCCAGUCAGUGUCACAUAUCAGUGCACAUCAGUGUUGCCUAUCAGUGUGAAUCAGUGCCACCUGUCAGUGCCCAUCUGAGCUGCCUUUCGGUUCCACCUAUUAAUGCUAGUCAGUGCCGCUGAUCAGUGCCAGUGAAUGCCACCUAUCAGUGCCAGUCAGUGCUGCCUAUAAGUGCCACCUAU
Molecule: messenger RNA, 276 nt
Organism: Staurois parvus
Lineage: Eukaryota; Metazoa; Chordata; Amphibia; Anura; Ranidae
Source: the annotation of a GenBank genome assembly